Dibothriocephalus latus is the source of this 246-nucleotide messenger RNA. The record is from the annotation of a GenBank genome assembly. Lineage: Eukaryota; Metazoa; Platyhelminthes; Cestoda; Diphyllobothriidea; Diphyllobothriidae.
ACUAUUGGUGCUGCUGGUCCUGGCGAGGCUGGUAGCAAACCCUAUCUGCCUCUACGGGAUUCUGACGGACAGGAUUUGGAGAUGGAGGACGCAGAUAUUGAGGCCUUGGAUGACUCUGAAUUGGAUGAAGGUCUAGAUGUGCAGGGUCCCCGCACGGGCUACUUCUCUCCCAGCGUCAGUGACUCCCUUCAUCGGAUCAACCUUUUGUUUGCACAGGCAAGUCGAUUUUUCUUCCAACAAAUGUGA